CAACUAUGCUGAGAAGGUGUUCGCGUCAGACGUUACAAUGCUACGUCAUGCGUAAACGGUAGCGGAAAGUCCUACUGCCAAAUCUGUGCUAUUGGAUGCGAAGCUUCGAAUUUGCUCUUGUUCGUUUGGAGUGUUUUGCUCGUAGGGGGUUCUAGGACCUACUGAGGAAGAUGAUGCACUCUUUCCGGAGGAAACCAGUCCUUUAUUAUAGAGAAGACAGUCGAGGCCUGCUGUGUGGAAUUCUGUCAAGAAAGUGUACGAUUUUCAAGCUGUUCAGCCUAUGUCUUAUGAUUGUAUUUCUUUCCCUGCUAUGGCUUCAACUGAGCUGCCCAGGUAAUACCACAGUUGCAAAGGAAAAGCAUCUCUCACAAAAAGACUGUCCAACAGAAAAGGUGGUCUUGCUUGAAGAUGAUCCUUCUUGGGGAGCUCACAAGUUGGCAGUGGUUGUCCCCUUCAGGGAACGGUUCGAGGAGCUCCAGGAAUUUGUCCCAUAUAUUCAUAGCUUUUUAAACAGGAAGAAAAUACGUCACAGAAUUGUUGUGAUAAACCAAGUGGAUCAUUACAGAUUCAACAGGGCAUCACUUAUUAACAUCGGGUUCCUGGAAAGUGGGAAUGAUACAGACUACGUUGCCAUGCAUGAUGUGGACUUGUUGCCGCUGAAUGAAGAACUUGAUUAUGGAUUUCCAGAGCAGGGUCCUUUCCAUGUGGCAUCGCCAGAACUCCAUCCUCUGUAUCACUAUAAAACCUACGUGGGUGGAAUACUCUUACUCACCAAACACCAUUUUCAGUUGUGUAAUGGGAUGUCAAAUCGUUUCUGGGGCUGGGGACGUGAGGAUGAUGAGUUUUAUCGAAGGAUUAGAACAGCAGAGUUGCAGCUUUAUCGCCCCACUGGAAUCAAGACUGGAUAUGAUACAUUCCGACACAUCCAUGAUCCAGCCUGGCGGAAGAGAGACCAGAAGCGUGUAGCCUCACAAAAACAGGAGCAGUUCAAAGUGGAUAAAGAAGGAGGUUUGAGUAACCUGCGUUAUACAGUCCAGCGGAGAUCUGAAAUCAUCAUAGAUGAAGCACCGUGCACAGUGGUCAAUGUCUUGUUAGAGUGUGACCAGGCAGAAACCCCGUGGUGUCUACAUAGCUGAUAAGAUGCCCUCUGUAGUCUUCAGGCUUUAGUGUAACAGAGGGCAUCCUGCAGACCAGUGGAGCAUUGUAUUACUGGUGGAAAGACUGCCCUGUUACUUGAAAUGGACCAGACACUGUGCUUCUUGGACCACCCUCUGCUGCUGCUCUGUGGAGAGGCAGGAGUUUAUCCACAGCUUGACACUUCAUAAUUAGGUGCCCUGGUUGAAGGCUUAUCUUUCAGUAUCAGAAUAAUACUUUUUAGGUGGAAAUGAGAAGGGAAUUCCAUUUUGCAGUCAAAACAGUCAGUGCUUUAUGGCAGCAGCAGUGUGUUCAUUGUCCUGGCCGAAGGUUGCUAAGUUGCAUAGGUUAUUUGUGCACUAGUAGACUGCUAACUUGGAAUUUGUUUACUUGAAGUAUGAUGCUGGCUGAAGUGAAAGCCACAUUUUUUUAUCAGCCCUGCAUUCAAUUUCCAUUAAUUUUGGUCAUUGAGCAAAGACUAUUUCUAACAUUUUCCCAUGUCUCUAUGCAUGUCCUUGUUGACUUGUGGAUAAAGUAUAUACCUUACAUAAACUGUGGUUAAUACACAGACAGGGUGAACAGAUCAAGACUGCUGUUGACAUGUUGCAGAAAGAAAACAAGUGCUUCCAUCUGCUCAAAGACCAUUUGCAAGCAUUAUUUUUGGGUCUCAGAAACAACAUAUUUUACUUUAUAUUCCAUCAAGUCAUUGUCAGUUUAAAGUAAAUUUUUAAUUUAUUUUUAUUUUA
Protopterus annectens (West African lungfish) is the source of this 1880-nucleotide messenger RNA. It is a transcript of the gene B4GALT7, whose product is annotated as beta-1,4-galactosyltransferase 7. The record is from RefSeq and is a predicted model, not a curated record. Bases 171 to 1136 code for a protein of 321 amino acids. The transcript has 6 exons. Gene Ontology annotation, molecular function: xylosylprotein 4-beta-galactosyltransferase activity. Lineage: Eukaryota; Metazoa; Chordata; Ceratodontiformes; Protopteridae. Gene Ontology annotation, biological process: carbohydrate metabolic process; proteoglycan biosynthetic process.